AUGCUUCUUAGAGUGGGAAAGCUGUAUGUGACAAGUCACAUGAUUAUGGAAUCAACAGUAACUUUUCAUCUUCUCAUCUUAUGCCGUAAGCAUGUGGUUCAGACUCAUAAACGCUGUCGCAAUCUUUGUUUCUGCGUUUGGAGGCAUGCUGAGAGGAAUACAAAUGCAAUAUGUUCACCCAGGGAUGUCAAUCAAUCCAGGACUUGGACUGCUGGCGCUACAUUGAAAUGCUUUUUAGUAUAG
This is a messenger RNA of Cylicocyclus nassatus, 243 nucleotides long. The record is from the annotation of a GenBank genome assembly. NCBI's taxonomy places the organism in Eukaryota, Metazoa, Nematoda, Chromadorea, Rhabditida, Strongylidae.